Molecule: messenger RNA, 928 nt
Organism: Cricetulus griseus (Chinese hamster)
Lineage: Eukaryota; Metazoa; Chordata; Mammalia; Rodentia; Cricetidae
Source: RefSeq, a predicted model, not a curated record
AUGUCGGUGAGAGUGGUCAAUGACACAGCAGUCCUCGAGGCUCAGGCUGCAUUGCAGCUUGACUUCAGGGGCCUCUUGCGCUUCCUGUACCUCAGUUUCCUCUACUGUCAGAUGGAUGUAGCAACAGUACCCUCCUUAGAGGUGCUGCCCAGCCCUCAGAACCACAUUGAGCUAAAUGUUGUCUCCUCGGAUCAGAUCGAACAACUGCACCGGAGGUUCAAGCAGCUGAGCGGGGACCAGCCCACUAUUCGCAAGGAGAACUUCAACAAUGUCCCUGACCUGGAGCUCAACCCAAUCCGAUCCAAAAUCGUUCGUGCCUUCUUCGACAACAGGAACCUGCGCAAGGGACCCAGUGGCCUGGCCGAUGAGAUCAACUUCGAGGACUUCCUGACUAUCAUGUCCUACUUCCGGCCCAUCGACACCACCCUGGGCGAGGAGCAGGUGGAGCUGUCCCGAAAGGAGAAGCUGAAAUUUCUGUUCCAUAUGUAUGACUCCGACAGCGAUGGCCGCAUCACCCUGGAAGAAUAUAGAAAUGUGGUGGAGGAGCUGCUUUCUGGAAACCCUCACAUCGAGAAGGAGUCAGCUCGAUCCAUUGCAGAUGGAGCCAUGAUGGAGGCGGCCAGUGUGUGCGUGGGGCAAAUGGAACCGGACCAAGUGUAUGAGGGGAUCACCUUUGAGGACUUCCUGAAGAUCUGGCAAGGGAUAGACAUCGAGACCAAGAUGCACAUCCGCUUCCUCAACAUGGAGACCAUCGCUCUCUGCCACUGACCCACCGCCACAGACCGUGCAAGGGGGGGGGGGAUGGGAAGCUGGGAGUGGCCAAGGCCUGUUGUUCAGCCCUUUGCCUAAGCUGCUGUGACAGUCUGUGCCCCUCCCUUUGCUUGUCCUUCCAGAGGGGUGUGGUGUGAGGGAUUCUGCUGUUUUUUUC